AUGUUUCCACAACGCCUCUAGAUUCCCAAAUUCCACCAAUAUCCACCUCCCCCCAAGUAGACAACCACCACCAUCUCCGCCGCAGAAACAUGGCCGCACCCCCCCACAUCGUGGCCCUCCCGUACCCCGGCCGAGGCCACAUCAACCCCAUGCUCAACCUCUGCCGCCUCAUCCUCGCCUCCCGCCCCGACGCCACCGUCUCCUUCCUCGUCACCCAAGAGUGGCUCACCCUCCUCGCCGCCACCCCCACCACCACCACUCUCCCUCCCAACUUCGCCUUCCACACGUUCCCCAACGUGAUCCCCUCCGAGAUAGGCCGCGGCAAGGACUUCCCGGCCUUCUACCGCGCCGUCCUCGCCAACCUGGAGGCGCCCGUGGAGGACCUCCUCGGCCGCCUCCCCCCGCCGAGGCCCGCCGUCAUCGUCUACGACACGUACAUGACGUGGGUGGUGGGCCUCGGCGCCCGGAGGAAUAUUCCGGUGGCGUCGUUCUACACCAUGUCGGCCACCGUCUUCUCCAUUUUUCACCACUCUCAUCUCAUCUUCCAACGCUCCCAAAUUGGAGAUAAAGAAGAAGAGGAAAACUUGGUAGACUACAUCCCAGGAGUCCCUCCACUAAGAGUCACAGAUCUCCCAACUCCAAUCCAUGGCAAAGGCAAUGAAGUUCUACCUCAUGCCUUAGAAGCAAUUCAAUUAGUACCAAAAGCUCAAUAUCUCCUCUUCACCUCUGUCUAUGAGCUAGAAUCCCAAGUCAUUGACACUUUAAGACAAACCAUUCCCACCAAAAUCUACUCCCUAGGCCUUGCAAUACCAUCCCUCAAUCCCACACUUGAUGAUGACAAGCCACACUACCUCCAAUGGCUGGAUGCUCAGCCUCAGCACUCUGUUCUCUACAUCUCACAAGGCAGCUUCCUCUCCGUCUCGAAAGCCCAGUUUGAUCAGAUUGUUGGUGGCGUGAGCCGUGCUGGCGUCCGCUUCUUGUGGGUCGGGCGUGGAGAGGAGGAUCGCCUUCAGGAGAGGUGCGGGGGCAGAGGGAUAGUGGUGCCGUGGUGUGAUCAGCUGAAGGUGUUGUCGCACCCUUCUGUAGGGGCCUUCUGGUCGCACUGUGGGUGGAAUUCGACUAAAGAGUGCGCGUUUGCUGGGCUUCCCAUGCUGACAUUCCCUAUAUUUUGGGAUCAAGUUACUAAUAGUAAGAUGGUUGUGGAGGAUUGGGGGUUUGGGGUGAGAGUGAAGAAGGGGGAUGAUAGUUUGGUGGGAGAGGAUGAGAUUGCUGAGGUUGUGUUGAGGGUUAUGGAUUCCGGGAGCCCCGAGGCGAAGGAGAGGAGAAGAAGGGCCAAGGAGGUGCAAGAGAUUUGUAAGAGUGCAAGUGGUGUUGGGGGAUCUUCUCAUGGAGAUGUUAUGGCUUUUAUUAGAGAUAUUUGUGAAUGUUGAAGUCAAGUGUGUUGAGGUCUUGCAAAAACUUGAGUAUGCUUUUGUUUUUUUUAAGGUAUGUAUUGGCAAUUGAAAUAAUCUUGUUUUGUUGCA
Messenger RNA from Salvia hispanica, 1523 nucleotides. Its product is annotated as UDP-glycosyltransferase 87A2-like. Lineage: Eukaryota; Viridiplantae; Streptophyta; Magnoliopsida; Lamiales; Lamiaceae. Gene Ontology annotation, molecular function: quercetin 3-O-glucosyltransferase activity; quercetin 7-O-glucosyltransferase activity. The record is from RefSeq and is a predicted model, not a curated record.